Messenger RNA from Malaya genurostris, 7463 nucleotides. RefSeq lists its product as uncharacterized. The record is from RefSeq and is a predicted model, not a curated record. Gene Ontology annotation, molecular function: ATP binding; protein kinase activity. Gene Ontology annotation, biological process: protein phosphorylation. Lineage: Eukaryota; Metazoa; Arthropoda; Insecta; Diptera; Culicidae. Gene Ontology annotation, cellular component: nucleus.
AUGCCGACGACGACGGUCACUUUUAGCACGGCAGUUUAUUUCAACUCGCCGUCACGUCCAACCGUGUUUCGAGCCCAAGCCCGGACCGAAUACUGUUUCGGUUUCGGUUUCGGCGGUUCCCUGAACCUCCCCUUUGAUGGUUCAUCCCGCCGCAGGAGAGAACGCUCGAAACGCUCGCACCACCGCCGCAGUCCGGACUCGAGCCGCCGGCGGAACCGGCAUCGGGAGGACAAAUCCUCACGGCGCCACCACAAGGAUCGGGAACGUAAAGAGAGGGAAGAUAGGACCCCAGCCAAGGUUGUCAUCAACCACAGCAGCAGUUGCAGAAUGGAUCGGCAGCAACGGUCGCGGCACCCAUCGGGACCGCCAAAAAGUCGGUCAAGGUCACUAAAAACCCACCAGCAGCAGCAGCAUCAACUGCUGUGGCAACCAGUGCAAACGGCGUCGCCCCUACCCAAGCAAGUCUCGUCGGUGAACAAAACGGCGGCCCAUCACGAUCCCAACCAUGCCAAGCGGUCCAAUUCACCGGUACCUCGUUCUUCGCCUUCUUCCUCGUCCUCCGAGGAAGUCCCCGGAGCUACUGCCGCCGCUAAGCCGGCCCCUCUGGUGUAUUCCAAGCCGGAACUUCCGUUGAUCAAAGGAAGCGGCCCGAACGGAGAACUCACCCUGAAGGACGUUCCCGUGUCGGGAAUCUCCUUCCAGGAAGUGAUCGAUCCGAACCAUGAGGGUCCUCCCAGCACCAAAGUUAUCAUCUACAAGCCGAAGAGCGGCCGAGGUCAACCGACGGCGAAAGUCAUCGUAACCAAGCACACCGGCGCCGGCAGUAAUAACAAUGAUAACAGUGCGAGUACGACUUCGAUGAACAGUGAAAGUUAUUACGGUUCAAGUUCACCGGGGCCGCCCAUUAUGGCAUCCUACCAGCAACUUCCACAGCAGCAGCAUCAGCAACAGCAAAUGACUAGUGAAAGUGAGUAUCCAACACAGCAAACAUAUCAACCGUCGAUGCUCGGAGGUCCCCCGGUGCCACCGAUAAGAAACUAUGAAAAUGUCAUGCUAGCCCAGGCGAAUCCCACCGAUGAGGAGCUCCGGUACAGUGGACUACUCGCCGGAAGUCUCGCUAAUUACAAUGGUACCUACUACAACGGUGAGUUAAUUGACUUGAGUGCAUCCCAGCUGCAUCAGCCGAUGCCGAUACCGAUGGCGGCCUCCGUUGGGCCCCAGCAAUAUCAUCCGCAAGCACCACCUCAGCAGCAUAGCGAUAUGUACAGUGCCGAUAUUGAUUUUAUGAACAAUUAUUUGAAAAGUCUACCCGACUAUGCGUCUGUAGACUGUAGAAGUUCACCGGCGGUGGCGGCGGCGACGGCUCCAACCGGCGGCUGUCCGAAGAGUGAAAACUACCGGCACCAUUACGUCAAUGACCCCUACUUUCAAUAUUACGACAGUGCAACGGCGAUGCAGGGUUACUAUCCGAUCACCAAGUCCAGUUCGUACCACGCGUCGUACCACGGUUCAAUUCCUGUUACUUCCAGUCACUCCGGGACCCCGUCGUCGUCGUCGUUUUCGGCUGCUGGAGGAGCCGGCCAUCAUCAGCCUACGUACUAUCAUCACGUACCGGCGGCGGCGGUGGUGACUCGGAAACCGGCGGCGGCUGCGGCGGCCCACCAAUACCAGUCUCCGUCUUUUCUUCAACAUUCACAUCAUCAUGGCCAUAACCAUCAGCUGCCGCCGCAUCACCACCACCACCAUCACCACAACCAUCCCCAUUCCCAGCAGUACCAUUAUCAACAAAAUCCGCAUUACCAACAGCAGCAACAGCCACGUGCCUCGGCUGAAAGUCGAUAUGGAAACGGUGCCAGCCAGAAUACGACGGCGGCGGCUAAGAAAAACCGAACCCCAUUCAACGAUGCCGCCGCUCCGAAGCAAUCCAGUAUGAGCAAAUUCUGGCAGGAGACAACGUCCAACAAACCGGCCGGCAUCCCAAAGUUCGGUUGGAACUACGAUCGGAUUAUGGCGAAAUCGAAAAAAGACGUCCAGAAUAGUAUCAAUGAGUAUAAGAAAAAUGUUACCAGUCUGCACAAUCUGUACAGCGGUGCGGACGGGGCCGGAGGAUCGUUCGGUAUUCCGGAAGUGAACAAUCACUUCAAGCUACGGAAGAACUAUUCCUAUUCGCACCUGGACAAACACAUCCGGGACCACCUGACGGAGGAAGAGUUCCAGCAGUUGGUCAGUGAAAGUGAAUCCAAACCAAACUUCUACAGCAAUCACUCGUGCAAUUUUGCGAAUCCCCUGUGCAAAAGCUAUUCCAGCGGAGCCAUGAGUUUCGGGCAGCCGGCGUUGCCUCCGGCUCGUCCGCUACCACCGGCGCCACCUCCGGUCCAAACUCUGGCAAAAAGUUCCUCCAAUGCUUCGAUUCUACGGAAACCUUCCAUCACCCUACCGGAUGUGGCAGCAUUCAUCCCUGCGCUGAACCUGGCCAAAAGUUCCUCGUCAUCCUGCAUCUACACCAAAGCCCUCAACCAACCGAACAGCAAAAAAUACAAUCUAUUUACCCCGUACAAAAGUUUCGUCCCGGAACCGAACGGCGCCGCCGGUGACAUCAGUGCGGCCAACAAGUUGAUCUCGAAAAACAAUGCCCUCAUCCAGCAGAAGAGUGCUUCGUUCAAUCCGUUCGGUUGUGGUGGCGGUGGUGGUCCAGCCCCGCGCAAGGGCACCGGUGAAAGUUUCUUCGUUAAACAGCACAUCCCACCGGCCAGUAAAGUCAUCGUCGAUUAUCCGCCGUUCACGAAAAUCUCCUCCAUUCAAAUACCGAUCAAUGGCCAUCUGCCGCCGGCUUUCCCCAGUGCUGCCGUUCUGCGGGAUCGCGUCAGCCAGGACUGUAUCAUCAACAUCGAGGAUAACAUCGAUCAGUGUAUUGCCGAUAUCUACAGUGUCGGUUGUAGUUACGAGCAGGUGCCGGCGGUGGCACCACCAGCGCCUCCGUCACCUGCAGGAGUUUUUAAAAGUUACUCGCAUUCACGACUGAAUCCGGAUGCGAAAAACUUCACACCCAGUCGGUCCCUGUGUGAACAACCACCCGGCGGCACUCAGACCGCCCUGCCGUCGUUGGCUCGAUCGAGUUCCAACAGUUGCAACGUUGCACCCCCAAUCCAAUCCAGUACCAAAGUGGAUCUCAUCUCGAUUAGUUCGAUUUUCAACUCCAACAUCGAAGUCACUCCCACGUACGUCCCGGCCAAAGGCAUUACACUGUCCAAAUCAGCUACGCAGAUCGCUUCCUACGGUGAAGAACCGGAAGAUGAGGACACUAUCGUUCCGACCGGAUCCGACAUCGAUGACGAUGAUGAUGACGUCGUCGGUGACGACGUCGACGACGACGAUGAUGAUGAUGACGACGAGUACGAUCUGAACUAUCUGCGCGACGAAGACCCCGAGGACGUGGUUCGGACGGUGUCCGAAAAAGAAGUAGACGAAGUGGACGAAGGAAUUUUCGAUACCGAUUGUAGCAAUCAGUACUUUAUGGCAUCAUCCAGCGCGAAACCGUCUGACCAAACCACCAAAACUCCACACGGACAACUUCAAUCCGCCGCCGGCAUCCCUCGGAUAUUCACCACCAAUGCGGACAUCUUUCUGGAAGAAACGGACGACGGCCAUCCGAUCGGAUCGGAUUCCACCGAUUCCUGUUCGCCGGAUGUAAGCACCGUCGCUGCUUCGUCCACAACCACAACCACGACCGCGAUGACGGUUUCGGCCGAUGAAAUGGAGCAACUCGGACUCGGACAGGUGUUGAGGGCAACUUGGCUGCUGCUGAUGCUGUUUCAUCAGACCGGACCGGACUUUCACGGAGUGGUAAGCUACCGAUCGCCUUCUCGGCCGUGGUGGUCAGUUCGGAGAAAGGGAGGAAACGAUAUGGCAACCUCAACGUCGGACCUCACCACGAGUGCGACCGCGCCGAGUCGACGCAGAUAUGUGCGCAGCAAUACGUCCAGUGUCACGCAGCUACUGUCCGACAGCUGCAACAGCAUCCUGCAGCGAUUCCGUCGCAAUCCCAGCGAGAAACUCGAGAAGAGAUCACAGUUUCGCUUCAACGAUCUUGCCCCGUCCGCAUCCAGUAGUGCCAUUUUUGGUCGCGAUCGUCUGAGUUCUUCCAGCACCACCACCAGCACCUCCGACUAUGGCAGCCUCGGAUCGUCCAGUGAUUCGGUGCACCGUGCGCCCUAUCAUAGUAGCUUCAACAGUACAGUGAGCUCGUACUACAAACCACUGUUUCGUACGUUCGGCAAAAGAUUUGACACAUCACCGAAACGAGAAACUGAAGAUAAAGACAAAACACCGAUCGUAGCAUCGUCCAAAACUCCAAUCCCGUCCAUCAGCAGUAGGAAUAGCAAUAGCAUCAACAACAACAACAACAGCAGCAGCAGCAGCAGCAGCAGUGGUGCCAAAUCGGCAAGCUCAACGAUCACUCGGCUUGAGUCCAAAUACUGCGAUAUCCUGGAUCGGGUUCACCGCCGCAAAGAGCAGCAAGACAAGGAAGACAAAGAAAAGACACUGGAACCGGAACGGACCCCGACCUUCGGUGGUAUUCGAAGUUUCAACCCGCUGGCGAAAAGUUCCACCACCAGCAGCAUACGGGGCGAUUCGUACUCCGUUGUGAACAAAGAACGCACCCCGUACCGGUUGGCCACCCAGCGGAAUAGGAAUAAGUUUCUGGAAUCGCUCGAAAUGGACUAUUACAAGAAGCGAGCGGAACUCAGCCUGGCCUGUGGUGUCGGAGGUUCCGGUAGUACUGCCACCACUGAUAGUCUGUAUGAGCGCAAUGGCCGGGAACUGAGCAGUACCUCCAAAUACGUCCUGAAACCACGCAGUAAAGACAGCGGGUACUACGACAGCAAAUCACUUGCCACGGCCAGUGGUAAAGAAAAUAUAUUCAAAUCAAAAUACGACCCGGAUGAAUUGCUAUCCGAGCUGAACGGAAGUUCCAUCCUGAAUGGAGCGCCCAACGCUGUCAGGCGGCGUAUCCGACCGUACAAACGUAGUGACACCACGGGAAUAAACUUCCUGCAGCACUCCACCGAAGCCGUUGCCUCCACCAGCACCAGUAACAUUCUGCCGGAACUGUCGGAAAGUUUGUCGGAUCAGGAGCGCAAAAAGCUGCACCGCCGAAGCGGACACCUUCAUCAGUUGCAGCGGUCGGCAACUCAGGGAUUCUUCGAUGCCGACGACAUCUGCACCGUGCCACUGUCCAGCGAUGACGAUGCACCGAGUGACGAUCCGCGUCAGAUCGAACGGGAUUACAAGCGAAAGCAGAUCGAAAGCAUCCUCCAGAAAUACGCUCCACUGGACGAUAAAAAAGCCCGCGAACGCAAGUCUAGGGAGGCAUUCGGUACUACCGUGAAUCCGAUGGCAAGUGAUCACUCGCCGAACGGCGGUGGUGUGCUGCUAGGGCGGAUCAAAUCUCCGAUGCAGCAGCCACUGCAGCUCAGUCACGAUAUGCAACAUCAUCGCCGUAGCAGUCGACGUCAUUACGAUAGUGUCACGGGAUCUGGACUGCAGAAGUCGUUCACCAUGUCGAACGUAUCGUCACACUUGAACGGGAACGGGUUGUACAAUGGGACCGGUUCGAUUCUGGCGAUUCACACUGGAGCGGGAAGCUCAUCCGCGUUGUACAAACCCGCGCAUCCCCUGCUGAUGACAGCGACGACGACCACUAGCUCACGAUCCCGUAUUCCGAAAGCACUGUCCACUUUCAAACAACCAUCCGUGAGGGAUGAUGCUGAUGGGCAUUUGAUUUACCACACUGGCGACAUUCUUCAUAACAGAUAUAAAAUCCUGGCCACCCUAGGCGAAGGCACGUUCGGUCGGGUGGUGAAAGUCAAGGACAUGGAAAUGGAUCACACGAUGGCACUGAAGGUGAUCAAGAACGUUGAGAAGUACCGGGAGGCAGCCAAGCUGGAGAUCAAUGCUUUGGAGAAGAUCGCCGAACAAGAUCCGACCUUUCAGCAUUUAUGCGUUAAAAUGUUGGAUUGGUUCGAUUACCACGGGCACAUGUGUAUCGCGUUCGAAAUGCUGGGACUCAGUGUUUUCGAUUUUCUCAGAGAAAACAACUAUGAACCGUACCCGAUGGAUCACGUGAGACACAUGUCCUAUCAGCUGUGCUAUGCGGUCAAAUUUCUGCACGAUCACAAGCUCACCCAUACUGAUCUGAAACCGGAGAAUAUCCUGUUCGUAGACUCGGAAUUCACCUCGACGUUCAACUCCAGAAAGAACCGUGACGUUCGUCGUGUCAAAUGUACCGACAUUCGGCUGAUUGACUUCGGUAGCGCUACGUUCGACCAUGAGCAUCACAGUACGAUCGUGUCCACCCGUCACUACCGGGCACCCGAAGUAAUCCUAGAACUCGGCUGGUCGCAACCAUGCGACGUCUGGUCGAUAGGAUGCAUCAUGUUUGAGCUGUACCUGGGCAUUACGCUAUUCCAAACUCAUGACAACAGAGAACAUCUCGCUAUGAUGGAGCGUAUACUGGGUACAAUUCCAUACCGGAUGGCCAGAAAAACUCGUACCAAAUACUUCCACCACGGCAAGCUUGAUUGGGACGAGAAAUCGUCUGCCGGGCGGUACGUGCGUGAUCACUGCAAGCCACUGCACCGGUACGUGCUGGCGGAGACACCCGAUCACCUGCAGCUGUUCGACAUCAUCCGGCGCAUGUUGGAGUACGAUCCGGCCAACCGAAUCACAUUGGGUGAAGCCCUCCGGCAUCCGUUCUUCGCCAAGCUCCCGACAGCGCAGCGCCUGCACGAAAAAUGUAAUGAAAAUUCCGGCUCGGCCAGUAGUAGCCGGGAGCGUUCCCACAGUUUAUCUAGAUGAAAUUCGGAACGAUUUGAUUAUUAUUAAUUAAUAAUAUUACGGUUGUUGUUUAGCAAAGAAACGAAAAACAGAAUAACUACUAGUACUACUACUACUACUACUACCACUACAACUACAACCACGGCCAAUGAGCGCAGCUGAGACAGUAUGAACAAAUUGGCUACAUUAUCAUGCACAUACACGCACACAAAGAAAAACAUUCACACAAACAUCUGCCCGUUAGCCUCUCUUUUUUUCCGUUCUGUUUUCUUUUUAUAUAUUGGUAGUUUUUCACUAUUGCGUUAGAAAAAAAAAAGAGUGACAGUCAUUGAGAAUAGCUCAGAACAAAGCUAAUCCACAUCCUACAAUCGCCUAAGUUUAAGAGAUUAAGUAGUGUAGUAAAUUGUAAAUCUUGUUCUCCAUAUAUUAUUUUAAAAGCAUAGUUUGCAAUCAAACCUAUGGUGUCCAAAUGCAGCAGAGGAAAUCCUAUUUGUAGUAUCAACUAAAAGGGAAAUUAUUUUGAUAAUCAAUUUUAUACGAACCCCCCCGUUGCGGUGAAGAACAGCAACCGGAAAUUUUCAUCAGUUAGUUUCCGCCAAUAAAAACGAAAUUAAUCUACUCGCAAA